AUGAGGGCAAUUCUGGCGACCGAUACCGGUCUCAUCAAAGUGGUGGACGUGGUGCGGGAGAAGACGGAGGAUGGAAGCGCCGGCGAGGAAAAGGUGGCAUUCACCACUCAAUGGGGCGCUACCCAGGCAAAAUCGGAGGAGAUUCACUGCAUGCGCGCCUACCAUGGCCAGAAGGAUCAGGUGCUCGUGGGCCGAGCCGGCGGACGCGUGGAGGCCAUCAACGUAUCGACCGGCGUCAAGGUAGGAUCGGUGGUUGACCCCAAGGCGCCCACCAAGCUGGGCGACAAGUGGGUCGGCGUCGAGACGGCCGCGUGGGCGCCCAACCGCGCCGUCGGCUGGUACACCACCGGCCGCGGCGUCGUCUGCAGCUUCGGCGACGACGAGAACGACGUCGACAGCAAGACCGUGGUCCACAACGGGUCGGUGGUGAAGGAGUUCGCGCUCACCACGGCACCCAUCGGGGCCUUCCGGCUGCACCCGACCGCGCCUCAGGCCGCUCUUGGUGGCAAGGGUGUGGAUCUUCGGUUGGUCGAGGUGGAGAACGGCAAGCAGGUGUGGACGGCCAAGAACGUGCCCAACGAUUUCCUGGACAUGCCCGUACCUGUCUGGGUGACCGAUCUCGGCUUCCUUCCCGACGACCCGCGACGGAUUGCCGUUGUUACGGGCUAUCACCAGAUCCGUGUCUAUGAUGUCAAGGCUCAGAGGCGUCCGACUAUCGACUUCGAGCUCAAGCAGCUGCCACACGCGUUCAGCUGCAUCGUGCCCUCGGCGGACCCCAACGUGAUCGCCCUGGGCGACACGCACGGCAACGUCGUCGAGAUCGACCUCCGCAACAAGAACAUCAAGGGCCUCUACCGCGGUAUUGCGGGUUCGGUGCGCUCGAUCGCCUACGGACCCGAUGGGAAGACGAUCGUGGCGGCUUCGCUGGACCGCUUCCUUCGCGUCUUCUCGACUGCUGGUCCGCUUCGCAAACUGCAGCACAAGGUACACAAACACACACACACACACACACGAGCUUGGAGGCGCUCUUGA
Acanthamoeba castellanii str. Neff is the source of this 1032-nucleotide messenger RNA. Its product is annotated as WD repeatcontaining protein 74, putative. The record is from RefSeq and is a predicted model, not a curated record. Gene Ontology annotation, molecular function: protein binding. The coding region runs from base 1 to 1032 and encodes 343 amino acids. Gene Ontology annotation, cellular component: nucleolus; preribosome, large subunit precursor. Gene Ontology annotation, biological process: ribosomal large subunit biogenesis. The transcript has 7 exons. Lineage: Eukaryota; Discosea; Longamoebia; Acanthamoebidae.